Molecule: messenger RNA, 2448 nt
Organism: Venturia canescens
Lineage: Eukaryota; Metazoa; Arthropoda; Insecta; Hymenoptera; Ichneumonidae
Product: lysocardiolipin acyltransferase 1-like
Exons: 5
Coding region: 169-1278 (369 amino acids)
Biological process (GO): phosphatidylinositol acyl-chain remodeling
Cellular component (GO): endoplasmic reticulum; endomembrane system
Molecular function (GO): acyltransferase activity
Source: RefSeq, a predicted model, not a curated record
GGUGUGUGCAUUGAGGGAAGCCCCUCUCGUUCAUAGGUAAAGCUAGAACGAAGCCAGAGCAAGAACUUUAUCUCCUGAACGCGAAACUAGUCCCGUUCUCAUCCUUCUGAGAUGUGCAACUCAUUUUUUUACUCCGCAAAUGUUCAAUUAAAUUGAGACUGACCUGUGAUGCGUGGAUUUGUACGUGGUACGAUUUAUUGUGCUCUGUGGUACGGGAGUAUAGUUGCAGGAUUUUUAUUCAUCGCCUGCCCACUGUUGCCAUUGCUUCUCAUAAGUCCGCCGAAGUUUCGAAAAUGCGGCGAUCUUCUGUUUUCUUGUUGGGAAUUGUACCCUACGGCGUUGCUGGAAAUGUUUGGCGUAAAAGUGAUCGUCUCAGGAGAUCACAUAUCGCCGGACGAGUCGGCGAUAUUGGUAAUGAAUCAUCGAACAAGGGUUGAUUGGAAUUUUCUUUGGGCAGCGAUGUACCAGGCCUGCAUGCCGAGCAUAGCGGCCCAUAGAUUGAAGUUUAUUCUGAAGGAUCCUAUACGCCACAUUCCGGGUCCUGGUUGGAUAAUGCAGAUGAACGGUUUCCUUUACAUAACGCGACGUUGGGAGGAGGACAAAGGUCGUUUAUCACGCACCUUGGAUUAUCUCGUAGCGCUUCAAAGGCGAACGCAAUUAUUGAUAUUUCCGGAAGGAACGGAUCUGACGACGAGUAGCAAGGAAAAAUCUGACAGAUACGCGACGAAAAAUGGUUUGCCGCUUUACUAUUACACCCUCCAUCCGAAAACGACGGGUUUCAGUUAUUUGGCGUCUUAUCUUCAACGGGCCAGCUACUUGGACGCUGUUUAUGAUCUUACGAUCGCGUACCCCGACUACGUUCCGCAAUCGGAGAUCGAUUUGAUCACCGGCAAAUUACCGAACGAGGUACACUUCAAUAUACGAAAAAUAUCCUCCGAUGAAUUGCCACAGGACGAAACGUCCCUCAGGAAUUGGCUCGAACAACGAUGGCACGAUAAGGAACAAGGUCUCAAGAGGUUCGCUGAAAACAAUACUUUUGCCAAACAGACUUGGCCUAUGGCGAGCAUUCUUCCUCUGAGGGCUGCCUUCGGUUUUUGGAGCUUCCUCACAGGAGCGACGGUCCUGCUGCUGGUAGUAUCACCACUGUUUCAACUAUGGGCUCUAGCUCACGCAACUUUAUUCGUCGCACUCUCCAUCUUUAGUACCGGUUUCAAUCAAAUUGAAAUGGGAUGGUUUUGGCGUUGGAAAAGCCACCAUUUACGAGCCAAGCUCGCUUGAAAAAUAACUCAUCCAACAGUUCUUUUUCGAUCCCAAAUACUAUUUUUAUCUCAUCACGUAGCCCUCGUUACGUCACUGUGAUACAUAGUAGUUCGUUCAUUUAGUAGAAAUAAUUUGUUGCAUUUUUGUUCCUCUUUACAAUGGAGUUGAUCGUUUGGAAGAAAAAAAACUAACGGAAUAACAUGCUAAUUUCUUCAACGACGAUUCGAUUUCACCGAGUCUUAACCAUUUUUCAAACAAAACUAUUCACUCGUUUAUACUCAAAGAUAUAAAAUUUGAUAAUUUUGAAAAUCAUAUUUGAUUGACUGAAUUUUUGUCCUAUUCAAUGUGAAUAUUCGAUGCAACUCGAUGGAAAGUUGCAGCCUUCUCAAAAAUACACUGAAUUUUAGCGAGACUGUAAAAAAAACGAGAAAAAAAAUUGCUCCCGUCUUAUCGGUGAACGAAUCAAAAGGGUCACUUUAGCGAAGAUAGUAAACGUACUAUUGUGAACCUGGAAUUGAUGUAUAAUUCGAAAAUAAUAGCUGUAGAAACGUGUAAAUCCUUAAAGCGCGAUAAAAGUUAACCUCUCAUUCGUAUCAACGACCUAAACGUGUGAAUUAGAUCGGAAAAUUUCUAUUUUUCUGAAAGUCUUAGUAAAGUCGCUUAGCUCCUAAGAAUAAACCAAAUAAAAACCAAAGGAAAAAUCGUGAAUUCACGUGCCAAAGAAUGAACUCGAUUGGCAAUAUUUCUCUCGUCGCCUUUGGACUGCGUCGGGGUGAUGAGAAAAAUAAGUUGGUCGAACGAGUACAUUGUAAAUAAAUUUUAGAUGAAUACGUAAGAAAUAAUACGAUUAAAUCUAUGUCUUCGAACCGUUUACAAGAUAGAAAAUCCUGUCAAAAUCAAUGUGUGUCAGAAUUUGUUGUAUUUGAUUUCUCGUACGAGAAUUCGCGUAAUGAUUGAAACGAAUUAUUGUUGUGUUUAAGUGAUGAAAAUUUAUCGAGAAUUUCGAUUGAGAUAUCUCGGUACAUGCCCGAUCUCCCGAUCGAUUAUUGUUCUUGGACUUGGCGGGUGUUCUCUUUCAAAGAGUAUCGCAAUUGUAAUAACUGAUUUUAAGAGAAAAAAAGUAAUCGACCGAAACAAAUAACUAUUUAUUGUAAAUAAAGAAUUGAUUUUUCUCAAUGUGCAAACGGA